UGUUGCUCGAAGAUCAGUUGCGGAGGAACGAUUUAGGUACGCUAAAACCAGAGUUUAAGCGUGCUGACAGGCGUCUGAACCAGGUGUGCGAUCAGAUGGAGGACCUGGCGCGUCGCUACGGAAGGGCAAGGCACUUCUCGUUGUCCUUGUUCAUCUUGAAAGCAAGGGAAAAUCAGAUCGAAGAUCUGCUACGCGGUGCUUGCGCGAAAGGGUUACUGCCGUCCAUUGAGAAUUCACAAGCAGAAUUGGAAAAAUGCAUAGCGGCAGCGCACGUCUUUGUCAGUAGUCGUCGUAGUGAACGCAAUUUGAACUUCACUCUGGGCAAUUUCUUAGAUUGCGAAGCCGUCUAUGUCAGAGACGAAAUGCUCCAUAAGCAGAGACAGACACUCUACGGCUGCAUCGCAGACGCUUUGGAUGCUUGGGUGCCGCAGAA
This is a messenger RNA of Amoebophrya sp. A25, 433 nucleotides long. Lineage: Eukaryota; Dinophyceae; Syndiniales; Amoebophryaceae. The record is from the annotation of a GenBank genome assembly.